This is a messenger RNA of Xiphophorus maculatus (southern platyfish), 3452 nucleotides long. Its product is annotated as glypican-5-like. Gene Ontology annotation, cellular component: cell surface; extracellular region; plasma membrane. The record is from RefSeq and is a predicted model, not a curated record. Bases 127 to 2001 code for a protein of 624 amino acids. Gene Ontology annotation, biological process: regulation of protein localization to membrane; positive regulation of canonical Wnt signaling pathway; cell migration. The transcript has 11 exons. Lineage: Eukaryota; Metazoa; Chordata; Actinopteri; Cyprinodontiformes; Poeciliidae.
CUGGAGUCUGACAGUGGGCUCCGGGCAGACCGACUGCAGAUGAAGUUUCCACUCACACUCACCCGGUGGGACUCUCAGGAAUUCAAAUUAACCGGCCAGACGUCACCGUGCCACUGACAUGUUGCGAUGUUUCGCGCAGACAUACAGAACGUGCUCUUGUUUCGGGUCAUUUUGUUGUGUUUUGCACUUUUCCCGGAAGCUGGCUGUAGGUCAGCCGAUGCAGGCAGCUGUCAUGAGGUGAAGAUAGCCUACAUGAUGCGCCAGAUAGGCCCCGUGGAACUGGUGCCAGAAAGACCCGGUACAGGGGAGCCGCUGAGAGUGUGUGUGCAUGCUGGGCCCAGCUGCUGUACGAGUAAAAUGGAGGACAGUUACGUGGCAGCUGUUCGUAGCGAGAUGCAGCACAAGAUGCGAUCCUACAGCUUCGAACUCAAAUACCUGAUUGAUGGACAUAGAAAGGCCUUCCAAGAAACCUUUGAGUCACUCGUGUCCUUCACAUCGAACCUGACAUGCAGUCUGUUUGACAGCGCCUACUCCGCUCUCGCAUCGGACUGCCGGCUUCCUGUGUUCCAGCUGUUUUCCGACAUCAGACGCCACCUUUCAGGAGAUGCUAACUCCUCCCUCAACAACGCAGUGCGCCGAUUUUAUAACGAUCUCUUCCCGCUGGUGUACCGCCGCCUGCUUAACCCUGGAAUUGGCCGUCCAUCAGCAAUAUCCCAUUUAUCCUUCUUAUCCAACCACGAUGACUGUCUGCGGAUGACACAACAGGAUGUCAGCCCGUUCGGACCUCAUCCUCGGCUGCUCGUCAGCAGCCUUUCUCGCGCUCUCGGACCUGGUCGGGCGCUGAGCCGGCUGCUGAGGCUGGCAGGAGAAGUUGUGAAUUCAACAGAGAAGGUGACCUUAUCCAGGGAGUGUGGACGGGGAUUAGUAAAGAUGCAGUACUGUUCGCACUGUAGAGGUCUAACGCUGAUUCGGCCCUGCACUGGACUGUGUCACAAUGUCAUGAAAGGAUGUCUGGUGGGUGUUUCUGAGCUUGGUGCCCCCUGGGGACGCUUGGUGGUAUUGCUCCAAAGGUUAGCUGCUACUUUAGCAACCAGCAGCAACCACAACAGCAUGGAGCUAGCUCUGCUGGCAGUUCGAAACCAUGUGAAUGAUGCAAUACUGCACGCACAACUGCACGGUCCACGAAUCACAGCUACAGUAGAGAAAGUUUGUGGGCCCCAGGAACCUGGUUUCAUGCUUAUGGAUACGAAGUCGUCCCAAAUACACCCUGUAACCCGGGCAACACUACUCACCUCGAAGAAGUCGGCGGUAACUCUGCCUGCUUCACCUCAUCGCCAUUUGCAGUCGCAUCCCCAGAAGUCAUUCCCCCUUCAAGGUGCGAAAGGAGACAAAAGUCGAAGCCUGAAAAAACUAUCAAGGGAAUUUGAGAUCUCCAUCCAGCGGUACCAGUGGUUUUUGUCUGAGCUGCCAGAAAUGCUUUGUGAAAGUGAAAUGGAGGUUGAGCAGCACACAUGCUGGAGUGGUGAAGAUGUUGUAGAAAGUUAUGCAGGUCACGUUGUUGGCAGCACUUUGAAAUCCCAGAAGGAGAAUCCAGAGAUGUCUAUACGCCACACAGAUCCUGCCCUCAAGGAGGUGAAACAAAGGCUGGAGCGGCUAACGCAGGAGCUGUUGGUGGAUCUCGGCUGGGCAAGCAGAGAAAGAGGAAGAGGGGAGGCAGAGGACGGAGGGAGCGCCCUGACAGAUGGAAGCGGUGGAAGCGAUUGUGAUGAUGAGGAUGGCUGUGGAGCAUCUGGUGAGGAGAGCGGUGACGAUUCUUCAAGCGGUCGUAGUCCAGAAACAAAAGACGCGCCUUCUGUCGCUCCUCGUCGCCCAGUUCCUCCAGUUCAAAGUUCACCUCCCCAGGUGGCUGUUCACGGCUCAGCCCAUUCGACGACCUUUGAACCCCUGACAGGGUUAAUUAUUCCUCUGCUCCUAAUGCUGUCGCCAUGGGAACCCCGCUGACAACGAAGCGAGUGAGAAGGCUGAAGGAGAACCGCAUGUUGCCAUGUUGGAGACGUAACGGUUCAGCCGAUCUGUUCUGAUUGGUGGAACAAGCUGCUGGUGCAAAGAACACCUUUUUUACUAUUACCUGUAACUGACCUACCUAAUGGUGAUAGGAUAGUUCGCACAGCAUUACUGACGUUUGUUUUUUUGUUUUUUGGAGAAGAUGUAAAUACAAGUAUAUAUAAAUUAUAUAUUUAUAUUGAGAGGUUCAAUAGAUAAUAGCCUGAUGUGUACAUUGAGUUUAUUGUGGAACAAAACGGUAAAAUACUUGGAUGGUAAUGGGUUUUCUUAUUUCAAUAUGGUCAAGAAAUUAAUUUAUAUUUACCUUUUUGUUACCACACCACUACAGCAAAACUCCUGCAAACAUGUAAUAUUUGUCAAAAUGAGGAUGGAGCAUGCAGGAAGGUUCUUUCUUAAAAGGCUAAACAAACUUAUCUGAUGUUUAUCUCAUUAUCUCCAUGGGAAGACUUUGUGAUAAUCUGACUUCAAAAGGUAUCAUUUUGGAUAUUUUGUCAUCACGCCCUGCAAUGUUUGGAUUUCUUAAACCAAUAAGAAACAUCCUCAGCCGUGCUUAGCCCAGGUUUUUUGUUGACUAAUUGAGGCAUUUGGUGACGUUGUAAUUUUACUUGUUAAUUUGGUCAGAUACACAAUUAACAAUGUGGCGGUUUUGCAAAAUACAGAUGAAAAACCACCACAUUCUAUUGCAGAAACUUUUUAUCAUGACUUUUAUUGAAAUUCUCUUGUUUCUGUUAAGCAAAUUUAUUUCUGUAAUUCCAGUUUGCGACAAUAUGGUUGAAAACGCAGAUAGCUGGCCCAGUGAGACAAAUUUUAAAGUUCAUUGGUUGAAAAACAUUUCCACUGCCAUGAGCCUCUUGCAUGUUACAGUUUACGUCCCGAAAUUUCGCGCAUGCGCACAAGGCUGCAAGGCAAGAAGAUGAUUCUUUUACUUGCUAUCCAUAGCUGCGUUGCAGCGGUAGAAUGACUCCGUUACCAAAAUGAAACCCGGGGUAUUAUUAAUUUACUGCUGUAUGCCACAGCAAAGGGAAAAAUAAUGCUGAAAAACCGUUGAAAAACAACUCAAAACCACUUUUUUUUUGCUCUUUGUGUUAGCUACGCUAUCCACGGACUCGUUGCCAUACCAACUGACAACGACGACCCUAUACGUUUAGGGUUCAACACCAACAGAGACUGAAACAUUUCCCACACAAAGAACAGAACAUUCAGUCCAUUACAGUUGCAUAUUCUUAGGCUUGAUAUUUAUUUUGCAAUUAUUAAUAAGUGAUCGCUGUGGUAGAUUAGCUACUGCUGCUAUUAGGAAACCUAACGCAGUGGUUUUUGAUUAGCUAAUUUAAACACCUGCUCUACUGAUGAUCUGUCAGAGAUGGUGUUGAAGUCGCUUUUUAAAACUU